UUAACUCAUCAAGUCGAACCAUCAACAUCAUCUUUCUUGGUCGCAAACCGCAACAUUUGUGAAGAAGACAGAUUCUGAGAGCAAACAAAAAAAAAAGCCCUAAAUGAACAGUGGCGUCUUUCAUCUCUAACUCGCUUCUUCCUUGGGGUUUUACAUAUCCAAAUCCCGCCAUUGAUUUUAAUAUCCCGCCCAGUGCUUGAUUCCUUCCAUCUAUGGCUUUCUGGGUUGCUAAAAUAGUUUCCGAUUACACUGAAUAGGGCUGAUUCGGUUUCUUAAGAGACCUAGUGCUGAUCUUGUGAUGGAUUCUGCUAUUGAAAUUAGUUCAGAUAGUGAUAGUGAUGACGAGGUUAUUAGGUCACCCCCUCAAACCAGGGCAAAUCCCCCAUGGCUAGCUGGCAUGAGAACGUUUCCUCGAAUGAUUUUUCCUACAGUGGAUAGUCAUCCUAGGGCUGAUAUUACAAAUCAGGCUCCUCGCAAUGGUGCCUCAAGUGAUACCUCUCGGCCUCAAGUCUCUAAGCCUUUAACACUAACAGGGAAUAGUCAUCCUAGGGCUGAAAUUACAAAUCAGACUCCUCGCAAUGGUUCCUCAAGUGAUAUCUAUCGGCCUGAAGUCUCGAAGCCUUUAACACUAACAGGGAAUAGUCAUGCUAUAGCUGAAAUUACAAAUCAGACUCCUCGCAAUGGUGCCUCAACUGAUACCUCUCGGCUUGAAGUCUCUAAGCCUUUAACACUAACAGGGAAUAGUCAUCCUAUAGCUGAAAUUACAAAUCAGACUCCUCGCAAUGGUGCCUCAACUGAUACCUCUCGGCUUGAAGUCUCUAAGCCUUUAACACUAACAGGGAAUAGUCAUGCUAUGGCUAAAAUUACAAAUCAGGCUCCUCGCAAUGGUCCCUCAAGUGAUACCUCUCGGCCUGAAGUCUCUAAGCCUAUAAGACUAACAGAUAUUAGUCAUGUUAUGGCUGAACAUACAAAUCAGGCUUCUCGCAAUGGUGCCUCAACUGAUACCUCUCGGUCUGAAGUCUCUAAGCCUUUAACACUUGCAGGGAAUAGUCAUGUUAAGGCUGAACACACAAAUCAGGCUUCUCGCGAUGGUGCCUGCUUGAGUGAAACUUCUCAGCCUGGAGUCUCUAAGCCUUUUUCAGGGAAUGGGAACACUGUUAACUCGAGAAUUUCGAAUGCAUCUGGUGCUGACUAUGAGAGACUGCCGUCUCAGCAAGCUCUUAAAAGAACCCUUCCACCCUCUUUUAAUCCUCCUCCCAUUCCUUCCAGAAGCGGCCCUAACAAUACAAGUAAUNACAAGUAACGCUAGUGGGAGUCGCUUUAGCUCGGAUUAUAGUCGUCCAGCUGUGUCACCUGUACGCAACAAGAGCACCUUUGGUGAUCAUGAUAGUGCUGACUAUGAGAGACUGCCGUCUCAGCAAGCUCUUAAAAGAACCCUUCCACCCUCUUUUAAUCCCCCUCCCAUUCCUUCCAGAAGCGGCCCUAACAAUACAAGUAAUGCCAGUGGGAGUCGCUUUAGCUCGGAUAAUAGUCGUCCAGCUGUGUCACCUGUACGCAACAAGAGUACCUUUGGUGAUCAUUAUAGUGGAGCCCAUGCUGAGAUAGGAAUCCAUCGUGGCAUGAAUGGGGUUAGGAUCCUGCCUCCAUCUCUGAAUCAUGGAACGUCUGCUUCUGUUUCUCAUCUUGCUGGUUCAAGUGAUCCAGUGCACAGGUUUGGCAUUGAUGAAGAUAGGAAUGCUAAUAACGAUGAGAGGCUGGUCUACCAGGCUGCACUACAGGGUUUGAAUCAACCCAUGACCGAAAUCGAUCUACAUCCUGGUACUCUUUCAGUUCCUCUUAUGAGGCAUCAGAAAAUUGCGUUAGCAUGGAUGUUUCAGAAGGAAACGAGAAGUUUGCAUUGUUCAGGAGGGAUACUAGCAGAUGAUCAGGGACUUGGUAAGACGGUCUCCACGAUUGCUCUUAUCCUAAAGCAAAAGCUUGAGUCACAAUUGAAGUCCAAAAAGUCAAGCAAUCAAGAAAUUGAGGCAUUGGUCCUGGAUGCUGAUGAUGAGUCAGACAAUGCAAAGCCUGAAAGUGGUAGUCAUGUAAAACCAGAGUUCAAUGUUUCGAACAAUUGUGAGAUCAAGGUUCUGACUGCUGGUGGUAAUGAUGAGAAUGGCGCUUUAGAUAUGGAGAAAGUCAAAGAUGAAGAAGAGAAUUCUUCAACACGGGCAUUUAAGUGGAAGAGACCAGCUGCUGGUACAUUAAUUGUUUGUCCAGCGAGUGUUGUAAGGCAGUGGGCAAGAGAACUUGAGGAGAAGGUUUCUGAAGAAUCCAAACUUUCUGUGUUAGUCUACCAUGGUGGAAAUAGAACCAAAGAUCCUAAUGAAUUAGCAGAAUAUGAUGUGGUUGUGACAACUUACGCUAUUGUUACUAAUGAAGCUCCCGAAAAACCUUUGGUCGAUGAGGAUGAGAACGAUGAGAAAAAUACUGAAAAUUAUAGUAUUUCCCUCUCCAAGUAUAAGAAACGGAAAGCCACGGCGAUUGCCAAUAAGAAGAGUAAAAAAAGAGGUAGAAAAAACACUGACAGUUCUUCUUCUGAGCCUGAUUGCGGGGCUCUAGCAAAAGUUGGGUGGUUCAGAAUAGUACUGGAUGAAGCUCAGACAAUAAAGAAUCAUAGAACACAAGUGGCAAAAGCCUGUUGCACUCUUCGAGCCAAAAUGAGGUGGUGUCUGUCUGGAACACCAAUACAAAAUACGAUUGAUGAUUUGUUUAGCUAUUUCAGGUUUCUUAGAUAUGAUCCAUAUGCGGCGUACAAGUCAUUUUAUAAUACAAUCAAGGUUCCAAUUUCCAGAAAUUCUCCCCACGGUUACAAGAAGCUUCAAGCUGUUCUAAAGACUAUAAUGCUGCGCCGCACCAAAGGAACAUUGCUUGAUGGAAAACCAAUAAUUAAUCUACCUCCAAAGAAAGUUAAUUUGAGCAAGGUAGAGUUUUCAGUGGAGGAGCGGUCUUUCUACAGAAAGCUUGAAGCGGAUUCUCGUUCACAAUUCAAGGCCUAUGCUGCUGCGGGAACUUUGAGUCAAAACUAUGCAAAUAUUCUUCUGAUGCUUUUGCGACUACGCCAAGCCUGCGACCACCCACAACUUGUUAAAGGAUAUAACCCGGAACCUGUUGGUAAAGUAUCAGAAGAAGCAGCUAGAAGACUCCCUAGGGAGACUCGAAUGAGACUGAUCAAUUGCUUAUUAGAGUCAUCAUCUGCCAUCUGCUAUGUCUGCGAUGAUCCACCAGAAAACCCUGUUGUUACGCUAUGUGGCCAUGUAUUUUGCUAUCAAUGUGUUUUAGAUUAUAUGAAUGGCGAUGAGGACAUGUGCCCUGUACCGAGAUGCAGACAACAGCUUGGGCAUGAUGUUGUUUUCUCUGAAUCUUCUCUUAGAAAUUGCAGUACUGAAGAUUUAGGCUGUAGUUCUUCACAUGAUAAAGGUGUCGAUAGUUCAGUUUUUCUAAAAAGCGAGUUCAGUUCAUCAAAAAUCAAAGCUGUCCUCGAUAUCCUGCAGUCGCUUUCCCAACAAGACAGCCCAAACUCAGCACAGCCUGGUCAAAUGCCUUCUUCCUCACAGCUACAGCCAUAUGAUGACGACGAUGUUACCAUUGUAGAGCCAAUGAGUCUUCACUCAUCUUUACCUAGCCAGGGGGCUGUAAAGACGAUAAUAUUUUCUCAGUGGACAAGUAUGCUUGACUUGGUUGAGGUGUGUUUUCUUGAAAAUGGUAUAGUAUUCAGAAGAUUAGAUGGCACAAUGAGUCUAGCAGCAAGAGACACGGCCGUUAAAGAAUUCAGCAAGAAUCCAGAUGUAAAGGUGAUGCUGAUGUCUCUAAAGGCUGGAAACCUUGGGUUGAAUAUGAUAGCUGCAUGUCAUGUUAUUCUCUUGGAUCUUUGGUGGAAUCCUACAACCGAAGAUCAGGCUAUUGAUCGUGCACAUCGUAUUGGACAAACUCGGCCAGUUACUGUUACUCGAAUUACUGUAAAAGAUACCGUUGAGGAUAGAAUUUUGUCUCUUCAGGAAGAGAAAAGGAAAAUGGUUGCAUCUGCAUUUGGUGAAGAUAAUGGUGGAAGCUCUGCAACACGUCUAACAGUAGAUGAUCUCAAAUAUCUAUUUAUGGUGUAGACUACUCGUUGUAUGCUUCACAAGUAGACUUCUUACCGCCGUUUUAACUAGGUUGCUUAGUACAAUAUAUGGGAGAUGAAGGCCAGAAUUUUGAUCAGGAAGAAACCUCUAGCUGCACUUGUAAUUGAUUUGGCUCUCCUAGGACUUAGUGUUUUGGUUUUGCGAGGGUUCGAACCCAGUCUAGGCAUUUUUGUGUUUCCAAGUGGCAUCGAUGGGAAACAGGCCAUAUGUAAAUAACUAAAUCUUUUCAUGGUAUAUAUAUCGCGUAGGAGUUUGACCUUAAAUCUAGAGGAUCUAUUGCUGGAUAAUUUCAACUAUUGGUACCCU
Molecule: messenger RNA, 4469 nt
Organism: Camelina sativa (false flax)
Lineage: Eukaryota; Viridiplantae; Streptophyta; Magnoliopsida; Brassicales; Brassicaceae
Product: helicase-like transcription factor CHR27
Biological process (GO): DNA repair
Cellular component (GO): nucleus
Molecular function (GO): ATP-dependent activity, acting on DNA; ATP binding
Source: RefSeq, a predicted model, not a curated record